Messenger RNA from Conger conger (European conger), 5036 nucleotides. It is a transcript of the gene rell2, whose product is annotated as RELT like 2. The coding region runs from base 770 to 2020 and encodes 416 amino acids. The transcript is spliced from 5 exons. NCBI's taxonomy places the organism in Eukaryota, Metazoa, Chordata, Actinopteri, Anguilliformes, Congridae. Gene Ontology annotation, biological process: positive regulation of cell-substrate adhesion; positive regulation of p38MAPK cascade. The record is from RefSeq and is a predicted model, not a curated record.
ACCUGUAGCUGCUCCCUUACUGCUAACGUUCAUUUUGUUCAAGGGAAAUUCUUUAUCUUUCUUUUUUCAUGUGCCAGGAUAUGUUUACUUCACCUUUGACUUUUUUGUGUUGCAGUCAGUUUCUUGUGUCUAUACUAAUGUUCCUUCAACUAUUUGGAGUUUUUAGCCUCUCUCGAGAAGAGUGGCCACAAAAUAAAUACAGCUAAGCGUACUUACAGUCUGUAGCUUCACAGAGUGAUUAUCAGUGAUCUACAGCCAUACUAGAUGCUGAAAUUAUUGGGCAAUUUGUUUACGAGUUUCCAAGUAGAAGGUGUCAGAGACCUCUGAAAAGUGCCGAGCUAAUGCGAUAUGAUAAAUGAUGCAAACUGGCUGGCCGGACAGUCAGAGAGAGGGAGCACAGCGGCCGUCUGUCCUGUUGGAGGAAUGUUACGCACGGCGGGGACUGCGGUGUUCCUCCAGGGCCUGUGAGAAACAGGGCAGGGUGUGUUCCAGUCCGCCUGUCAGGGCUGAUAAAGCACGAAUCUGAGAGCUGGGGCUGUCCUGCAGCGGGCCCAGAGGGGUUAUCUGCACCCCGCAUGAAACCAAGAUGGCCGACGCAGGCCCUGCGUACGCGACCUGAGCUUGACGUCACGCAGGAGGGCUUCUGAUAAAGGGGUGCACGCGUGCACUGGGAGUGACUGCCUCCCUUCUGCUGUGUGGGUUUCUGGUCAGGGCUGGUGAGCGGGCAGAGUGAGGGUGUGAGCGAGCGAGAGAGCGAGAGUGAGGGAGGAUGACGGACCAAGAGGCCACCCACGACGGGGAGCCGCCUCCCCCGUACAUGAUCUUCCUCCUGGUGUUCCUCUUCUUCCUCACCGGCCUCCUGGGCUUCCUGGUCUGCCACAUGCUGAAGAAAAAGGGCUACCGCUGCCGCACCGGAGACCCGGACGACGAGGAGGACUGCAAGGACAAGCUGGCGCCAGAUGAUGGACUGGAGGAAAACCAGGACACAGUGGAGCAGAUACUGAAGUGUAUCAUUGAGAAUGAAGCAAACAUGGAGGCCUUCAAGGAGAUGCUGGGGAACCAGAACGCAUGUGAACAUAAUGCUGCAAGACUGCCUCGCAAGGAGAGCCUGGGGGGCUUACCGCCGCACCACCACACGGUCCACUCUGGCGCCGACCGCAACUCCUGCCACCUCUGCGCCCAGAACCGCUCCAAGAAGGCUCGGCGCCGGAACCGAAUGGCCCGGAGCAAGGUCCGACCCGGAGAGCAGACCGUCUUCUCCGUGGGCAGGUUCCGUGUUACCCACAUGGAGAAGAAGAACAGCCUCCAGGGCUCGCCCAACCUGCCGGUCAUCGAGACGACCGAGCAGUCGGACCACUGCGAGGCUCCGGACGACAGCGGCGACCCGGGACGGCAGCAGGAGGGCUACAACCUGCGCAACAUGUUCAAGCAGGUCAACCCCACCAACGGCGCCGUCACCGCGGAGACCAAGCGCAAGAAGAGCGUCACGCUGCUGGUGCCCUGGAAGAGCGGCGAGGCGGCGCUGACCAAGAAGCCCCAGGAGCCGGCGGGCGUGAUGGACGUCGUUGUCGACCACAACGACAACGACCAUGACAACGGCGAUGACGACGACGACGAGGACGGAGACCCCCCCGAGUCCUCCGAGCAGCCCGAGAGCUCCUUCCCGCCCCCGGAGGAGGGCACCGACACCGACGUCCCCACCGACUCGGAGAUGGCGGGGGACAAGGCCCCGGGGGACAAGGCCCCGGGGGACAGGGCCCCGGGGGGAGGGGGCCUGGGGGCCGCGCAGGCCACGGAGGAAGAGGAGGACGUGGCGGGGCCCCCAAAGCAGCCGCCCCCGGCGCGGAUACGCGAAUUCUCGGUGGUGCCGAUAGGGGAGCCGGCGGUGUCGGGGGAGUUCGGGAGGGACGACAUGGUGGAGAUGGAGGACAUUAAGGACUGCAGGGUGAGCCAGGAGGAGGACAGCCGGCCCUCGCGGGAGGAGAAGAGGAGGUCUGUUCACUCCCAGCACAAGUGGUGAGAGAGCCGGGGCGAGCCAGCGAGGUGGAGCCCAGUCCCACAAUGCAGUGGGGUGGGGCAGCAAUACGACUGGACCGGAGCCACGCCAGAAACCUGCCUGGCAUGGCCCAUGACCCGCCGCUAGCUUUGAGCGCGGAGGUUCCCUCCCGCCAAGCCGCGAUUGAACUCGCAUCACCCAGCGGCCCAGGGUUCAGCAGCCGGAGUUUUAACUCUACGUAUCCAACCGACGCUCGCGGAAGCCGGCCAACACAAAUAUACAGCGUAUACUAUCAUAAUCGACUUUGCUCGCCCCUGCUGAAAACGCGGAGAAAGGCGGUUCUUAAAAACACUACUCGCCUGUCUGCGUUGGACACUGAAAGAGCGAGAGCCGGCCCUGGAUGAGAGUCCACCGUGUAUUCUGCUCUGCUUGACCAGUUUCCAAAACUGAAGUGAGGAAUUGUAGCCACAGGCCUCCUUGGAGGAGCUCCCGGCUCCUGUCUUUCUGUCCAUCUGUCUAAUGUCCCCUUCCCCUCCUCCCUCCACCCCUCCCUCGUGGAGGUGCUCGUGCUGUCUGUUUGAGGAAAAGCAAGGCAAUAACCUGUGGGAGGAAAGGCUUUUAAAAUGUGCAGGAAAAGUUACAUUUGAUUUAACUCAAGUGAAUCAAGUGAAGUAAUAAGAACACAUAUUUGCCAUAUAAGGUCUUAUAUCAGGGGUCUGCAACUGUGGCCCUGGAAUUACAGCUAGUUAUUUAUGUACCUGACGCUGUUAUCUAACUUAUACACUUUAUUCGACUAAGCAGGGGCCAAUCCCCCCCCCCCCCCCCCCCGGAGCAAUGUGGUGUUCAGGGCCUUCCUCAAGGGCCCAACAGCUGCACUGAUCUUAUUGUGGGUACACUGCUGCUUGAACCACCAACCUUCCAGGUCCCAGUCAAGCACCUUGGCCACUAUAAUACUUGGUUGUCACGCUGCACUUAAUCAAUUAGAGCAAUUCAUGACUCACUUCACCUGGCUACUUGGGUCAGAACCGGGGUGCUGAUUUUAAGGUGAAAACCAAAAACCCACCGAGCUUGUGGCUCUCCAGGACCAGGGUUGCAGAAAUCUGUCUUAUAUCUUCAUUAAUUAGAGAGACAAGAAUACAUUUUUUACUUUAUGUUUAAUUGUGCAUUAAAGAACAUGCCAGUUCAGGCACACUCACCAUGUUACAGCACUGGGGCCCAUCACAGAAACUAAAGCCUCCAGCCAUCUCAUUACAUUACAUGCAUUUCCUACCCCCUAUAAAACAUCCACCUCCCCCUGUAUUACAGCUGAAGAGAAUCAGGUCCUGCUGUAACUCCAUCUCUUAAAAUGGCGUAACCAACAGGUCCAGAAAUAACUAUUUAAAUAUGAAUUAUUCAAUUGGUUAAACUCACAGAAAUAAAAACAAUAUUAGUAUAACACUAGAGGAUCUCAAAAGCAAGAUAAAUCUAUAAGCAUUGGCCUGCUUAUGCCCCCUGUCUGGAGCAAGGAUUCCUACAGUAUAUGAAGAAUGCCACUUUAAUGUCUCACACAUGCUCUCUCUCUCUCUCUCUCUCUCUCUCUCUCACACACACACACACACACACACACACACACACACACACACACUAUCUCACACUCUCUCAGAUACUCUCACACACACCCAUCUAUAUCCGUACAUAUUGUCUGUCUCCCCCUGCUGCUCAAAGUGUGUACUACACCAAAACUGCUUCUUCUUACCCUUCGUAAGGGUGAUUUGAGACUUUUUUUCCCCUUAAACUGAAUAUGCACUAGUCUGAUUGGUGUACACCUGUCACUUGAGAUACACACAGCAAAGAGAUGCAAAGGUGUAACUACACUAGCCCAUAGAACAAUUUCCUCAUUACAUUACAUUACAGACAUUUUGGCUGUGGAACGCUCUUAUCUCCACACUCAUGAAAUACUGAAUACCAUUUUGCUGGUUUUCUUUCCUUUAGUAGAUCACCUUCUGUACAUACCAUCAGUUUUCAUUUAACAUUGAAUCUUCUAAAUAUGCACAUUGGGAAAAUGGGUUUAUAAUUGUAUUCCAUGAAAAACUGUCCUGUUGAACUGAAAUUCAACACUUUGUUGUUUGAUUUUUAUUAUGAUUAUUAUAUGGUUUUGUGUUUGCUAUGCGACUUCUUUCAUAAAUACAUACAGUAAUUUGUCAAUUUCAGGGGUGAAAAUACAAACUGUGAUCCAUAGCUGAAUGUAUAUGUUUAAUUAUAUUGGUGACUGGGGUGGUCUACACCCACUCGAGUAAAGGACUAAAAAUAAAUUAUUAUAAUGAAUAGUAUUACACAGUAUAUUAUAACACAUAAAGAGAAUAUCAUCAGAGUCUCUAAAAUGGAAAAUAUCGUUUAUUUUUGGAAAGAGUUUAUUCAGAGUUCAUGGCUUUAGUGGUGUGAUAAGGUACAAACUGACACUUUGCUCGGCCACUAACUCUUCACCAGCAGCGACAGUAGAGAGGUGCAGAAAAGGUCAGGUCUCCUCUUCGACGCACAUCCACACACGACUACAGAGCAGUGUUCCCCAAGGACAGAGGGCGUAACACAGAAGAAGUACCAAACAAGAUAAGCACACCAAUCAUAGAGAUACGGCACUUUCCUGCUGCGGUCGGGUGAGUUUUCUCUCGCAGAAUCACUCGAACGAGACUUCGCUCUCUCCUCCCGCAGCAGUUAGCAGCAGUUAACCGCGAUGACAAUACAGUUCUCGAUCACCGUUAAAUCCAUCACUUCCUGUUUCUGUUGAUUGCAAGUAAUAUAUAUAAAUGUGUUCGUCUAGUGGCCUUAACAAAACAUAUACUGCAUGUGACAACAUUGACGGAAUCAAGCUGGAAUCGUUUCUAGAGAAUCAAAAAUAACAACAAAAAAAGGCAUAUGUAUGUACAAUUAUAUAUAGUAUCCAUAUACCUAGGUAAUAAAUCAUGGUAGUCUCUAACUUGGAAAUACAGCUGUGCAAUGAUUUUGUUCUUGUAUGACUUUAAAAGGAAACAAAAAUUAAUUAAAGCUAUGCAUUUUUACCAGG